Messenger RNA from Seminavis robusta, 1758 nucleotides. Lineage: Eukaryota; Bacillariophyta; Bacillariophyceae; Naviculales; Naviculaceae. The record is from the annotation of a GenBank genome assembly.
AAAGAAUCUUCCAUCUUGCUCGAUUGCUCUCUCCUCAUUCUUUUGCUUGCUGCUUGAUCCAUUCAUUCAAACAUUCAUCCAAAACGACACCAGUAAGAUGACAGAUCCCAAGGACGACGACCACCCCAGCGACGACAGUGAUGAUGACGACAAGACGCUAACCGACAAAGAAGCGGAAGCUCGAGCGAUUCGAUUUGCGCAACGGCACGGUAUCAUCUUGAACAAAGAUGACAACCCCAACAAGAUCAAGUUCAAGGCCAAUAUCUGGCAAGUCUUGGCAGUUCCCGGGAUCUUUGUUUUCAUUAUCUUUGUUGGAUUACUUGGAUCGAGUGAUUGGGGCACGACUCCCGUUUAUAAGGGUCCGGAUAAACUCGAUGCGAUUAUGGACUUUAUCGAGGCUCGAGCCGAAAUGAUCUACAAGGAGCGUGGUGGUGCCAUGAGUAAUUUUGCCAAUGCCAAUUGCACCUUGUUUCUCGGCAUGAGUACCAUACCGUGGAGUGGAAUGUCUCUCUUUGCGGGUCGUGACUAUGCCAAGGGAGAAGUGGUGAUUUCAGCUGCCCAUUUUCUACCCCUCUAUGACAGCAGGGAUGGAUCUACCUAUACCUUAUCCCUUCAACAAUACGCAUUCUUACUCAAGCACCAUCAUUUAGUGGCAAACGUCGAUGGAACCACUUUUUGGAAUGAAACUGAUGACAAUAAUGACAACAACCAUACUGAUUACAGUCUUCGAGCCUCAAAGCAAAUCCACGCCGGUGACGAAUUGUUUCUUCCCUUUACCAGUCACCCUCACAGUAAACUACCACUCGACACUACUACUACUACUAAUCCUACCGGCGUCUUUGACGAUAUUCCCACUCAACCAGAAUACGACUUGGCUGAAGAAAUCAUUCGAGAUACCUUGUUGAGUUUCCCCAUGAAACGAGGGCGGAUCAUGGUCAAUGACAAGGAAAUUGAAAAGACACUCGUGCUAGUCUACAAGGUGGCGCGCAAACUCAAUCCCAAAGUGCUCCGAUUCUUGCCUUCCACCAAGCGAGAACUAGAUCCAUGGAUAUCAUUCAUUCGAAGAGCAGAACCCUUUGGCAAGGCUGCACUUCAGGAAAAAUCCAUGAAUGCACUGGAAAUGAAUGCCCAAUGCAUGAGUCAUCACAAUCAAAAUGCCAACCGCGAACUACUGCAACAUGAUGGAGACUCGGAUGUUUCAUUGUUGGCCACACAGCAAUUCUUGAAUGGAACGACCGUCUUUGCAUCUCCUCUGCUACUGUUGCCACUUGGAAGGAAGAAUGAAGCCCGUAGAUGUGCCUCUGUGGACCACGCUGUUGUUGAUGAUGACCAGGAAGAAUGUAUCAUGCCACCAGAGGGAGAGGAAUUGGUAGAAGAAGAGGGUAUUGUUGUAUCGCAGAAGCAAGCCAACAAGUACUGCUUCCAACAAGCGCAUCUGCCAUUCUUGCUUUGUCCGCUCUCUCCAGCCGCCAUGCUCAUCACAUCAUCCGCCGGAACCGAACCGCCCAAUGUGGAGUUCCAAUGGAGUCGCAGGAUUAAGCGCAGAAAUACAAAAGCAUUGGCCAUGUCGCCAGAGCAGGUGGCACAGGAAUUGCUCUACUCGACAAAGUUAUUCAUGGAGGUGGUCGCACUCCGGGAAAUUCAAGAAGGUGAAAAACUCAUUGCGGACAUGUCCGAAGAUACAAUUGCAACUCUUUUGGCGUGGAACAAUGUGACUGCGGUGAAUGGAGAAGGAUGAAUCUAAGAAGGAUCGGACAC